GGGGAGAACUCUGUGGAGAUGGCCAAGUUCCUCUUCGCCACGGCGCUCCUUCGCUUCGGCAAGGCUGCCUUGACGGUCUCCGGGCCGACUGGACAAUGGACGUCGUUGGCGCUGUCGCAAGAUGGUUCAAUCAUGUUAGCUUCUGAGUGGUCAGGGACAAUUUGGAUGAGCUCUGAUAUGGGCAAUACCUGGGAGGACCAAGGCAGCAAAAUGAACAACGUGGCCACAAAUUGGUGGAUGGUCACCAUGACGCAAGAUGGGAGCAUCAUGGGUGCUGUCAGCGAAACUACCGAUUUUUGGAUGAGCUUUGACAGUGGCCUAACUUGGGUUUCCAGACCUGGGGUCGUCGAGGGAAAUUUGAAGGCUAUUGCAAUGAGUUCAACUGGAAACCCACUGGUCAUAGUCGGCUGGCUUGGGACGAUUUGGCUGAGCACCGACACUGCAGUUUCUUUCACUCAGCCGCUGGGCGCUACCUCUCGACAGUGGCACGACGUGGUGAUGACAGAUGAUGGUCAAUGGAUCCUGGCUUGUGUUAAGGACGGCAACCUUUGGAUGAGUUUCAACAGUGGUGCCAGUUUUGUUGAGGAUACCACCAUAGGAUUCACCAUGGAGUGGCGGGCGCUUGCCUCAAAUGGAGAUGGGACCAUCAUGGUAGCUGCAGCCUUUGGAGGCAACAUCUUUUUGCGGACGGACGGCGGGUAUGGUUAUGCUUGGACUUCCGCUCACCAGGUUGCGAGUUACACAGAUAUCUCAAUGUCCCAAGCUGGAUCGAAGAUCUUUGCGGCUGUGCAGUAUGCAGCCUUUGCUGUGAGUGAGGAUGCUGGCCAGAGCUGGGCACUGGACGGAUCUUUGGGGGCACCUGACUGGAGCAGCGCAGCAGUUUCGGGAGACGGGCAGGUGAUGCUGGCCGCUGCUUAUGGAGGUUUGAUUUACUCCGAUGUCACGACAACAAGCACUACAGCCAGCAGCACCAGCACGAGCACGACUUCCAGCACGUCUACAACAACGUCCUCCAGCAGCAGCAGCACAAGCUCCAGCACCUUCACAAUUACGAGCUCAAGCAUAUCAACCACGACCACGUCAACAAGCCGCACCAGCAGUAGCACUGCAACUGCGACCACGUCCACAAGCACCACUACCAGCUCUAGCACCACCACCACCACCACGACCAGCAGCAGCAGCACCAGCAGCAGCACCAUCACGACUUCCAGCACGUCCACAAGCAGCAUUACCCCCACAACCAGCACAACCACGACCUCCAGCACAAGCACCGCGACUUCAACCACUUUCACCAGCUUCACAGGGACCACCAGCUUCACAAGCAUCAGCAGCUCCAGUUCCACAAGGACCAGCACCAGGACCAUGACGUCCACCAGCAGCCGCACCUCCACGGCUCGAAGCACCACAUCGUCGUCGAGUCUCACCAGCAGCACGACUGGGACCCUGGUGGCGGCCAAAGUGGAGGGUUGCAUGGAUUUGUUCGUGUCGGACAUCGAUGUUGAGGCCUUGCGCGAUGCUUUCCAGAAGACCAUUGCAAGAGCCGCCGGCGACGCUGUGACUUUAGAGAUGGUUGAGGUCUCCGUGGCCCUGGGAUCUCUCUGCCCUGCGACGUCAUCGCGGCGCCUGGCGGAAGAAGCGACCGAAGUGGCGGCGAUGACUUUUGUCAUUCGCUUCCCUCCAUCAAUGGAGGAAGAAGACGCCAUUGAGGCGGCCGAGACUGUGCGGGUCAUUUUGGACACAGUUCCAAGCGAAGAGGUGGAAGUUCUCCUUGCAGAAGAAAUGUCUUCGCCCAGUCGCCGAGCCGACAGCCAGGUCUCAUUGAGUUCGUUCUUCAUUGAAGGCGUCACUCGCACAUCCACCAGCACCUCACGUGUACGAACCUGGCAGACUGCCCUGGUCGACCUGGAAAAUCGGAAGUUGGCUUUGGCCGAAGAGGCCUUGGCAUCCGUCGCAUCGGUGAGUGUGCAAAGCAGCAAUUCCAGUGGCCUUUUGCUGCAGACACAGCAAGAACUGGCGGAUGGGACCGUUCUGGUGGCUGUGGUCAUGUCGCUGCCGGAUGGGAGCUCUGUCUCUUUUGGCUAUGGCAAUGUCAGUGUGCAAGUGCCAUCGGCAAUCCUUGAAAACAUCGGCAGUGGCAUCCUGGCAGUGGCCGUGAUGGGAGUUACCCCCACCAGCAGCCCAGUGUUCAGCUUACUCAACAGCAGUGAGGGUGGUCUUCAAUCCGAAAUUCUAAGUCUGGAUUUGUUGGUCAAUGGCACAGCGGUGACAGAUUUGGUGGAACCACUUCAGUUGACUCUAGCCACAAGCGGUGAGCCAAGCGUCUGUGGAUAUUUGGACGAAGACCGCAAUGAAUGGUCCACCGUGGGUGUCUCUGUGGUGUCUACUGCAGAUGGGACGCCUGGGAUGCCUGGGAUGCCUGGGAUGCUGGUCUGUGCCGCCAGCCACUUGUCGAUCUUCGGCGCCAUCCUGCGGAGCGUCUAUGCGGCCCUGGCUUGCAGCAAUGCGGCGGCCAUUUUUUCGCUGCAGGGGCUGCAGAGCUUGGUGAAACGGCCAAGUUGGAUCAUCCAGCUAUCGGCAGUCUUGAACUGGCUGAUGCUGAUGGUUGGAGCCGCGCUACUGGUCAUGGCUCGCAGGGCAGAUAACUUAUAUCAAGAAGCUCUGGAUGUGGUGCCGAUCCUCAACGGAUUGAAGCGGGAGAAGCUCAAGAACGCCUCUGAACGCCAGGAAAGCGUUUGGGAGUAUCUGAUGGAUGGCUUCAAUCAUGCCACGAAUAUCGAUCCGGUGAAAAUGGCUUAUUCCAAGAUGAUCAAAGCCCACACUGGUCUAAGUUUGGGGGCCCUGAAGAAGUUGUACUAUCAAUCCGGGCACACGGUCUUGCAUGGGAGGACCGAAGCAUUUCUGCAAGAGUUUGAAGGAAAACAUCUUGGAAGACAGAUGUCUUUUUGGUACCAAAUGAAUUGUAUUUGGUUCAACAUCCUGCACCCCUCACCAGCAACCUCCUGCCUGGUUCGCACCUCGGUGGUCUUGGGGAAGAUCUACAGUGGUUGGGCCCUGUCGGCCAUGUUCUAUGGCGCCAGUUCCAUAGCUCCUGGGGAAGAGGAUGGAUGCACACCAGUAGAAGGCCUUUUGGAUCAGUUGGUGCGAGCCUUUGUGGUGCAGGUAGUCUCCUCUUGCUUUGGAUCUCUUCCUUUCGCUGCGCUGGUCAUUUUUUUUACAAGUUGAAAGCUGCACCUUUAUGGCUUCGACGUGCCAUUUUCUGGUCCUUUCUGUGUUGCUAUGUGCUUCUUUGCUUCAUGGUGGUGUGCGUUUUCAUUGCUUCGGUAAGUUCGGUGGAUGCAAACAAAUGGUUCUACACCAGUGCGAUUGACCUGAUCAUGACUUGGAUGCUACCCGCCUUCCUCCUCACAGCCACCUUGGUGGUGAUGUCAUUUCAGCGGCGUCUAGGGCACGAGCAGGCGCUGCACCACAUUCUGCCCUGGCCAGCCAGGGAGUUUCAGGAGACUUACGAAAUAACGAUGGGUUCUUUGGAAGUGGUGGACCGAGUGGACCGAAAUGUCCAAAAACCGCCGCUUGUUUUUCCAGGUUGUGGCACUCAUUGAGUCAUUGGAUGGGACUCACUUCCUGUUCGCAACCAAAACCACAGCAACCAAAAAUACUUUCGCUUCAGAAACUACUGCAGAGCAACUAGGCCCAGCAACCAAAACAUGUUUUUGCUUCAGCAACU
Messenger RNA from Cladocopium goreaui, 3724 nucleotides. NCBI's taxonomy places the organism in Eukaryota, Dinophyceae, Suessiales, Symbiodiniaceae. The record is from the annotation of a GenBank genome assembly.